Molecule: messenger RNA, 1188 nt
Organism: Volvox carteri f. nagariensis
Lineage: Eukaryota; Viridiplantae; Chlorophyta; Chlorophyceae; Chlamydomonadales; Volvocaceae
Exons: 6
Coding region: 113-823 (236 amino acids)
Source: RefSeq, a predicted model, not a curated record
CAGAUUACGUUCGGGUCUUAUUCAAAGUGUCCCAAACUUCGUCUUGGAAGACGCCCACCUUCUUAAGCGCAAGCUAUUAACAGCCCGACGACCGUUUGUUAUCUCUUCCAGAAUGGCAUCCGAUGGUGCCCUGGGUGUGGAUGUGCAUGGGCCGGACAAGAAGCGUCAAAAGCUGGCAAAAUUCACGGGGUUGGGCUUCGCCAGGGACAUGGCCGAAGUCAUCGUGGAAACGCUUGGGAUGGACCCCAUCGGGCAGGUUGUUCUUGAGCAGCUUCAAGGCCCUGCGGGUCCCUCGCCGACCGGCCACACCAGCUACAAUCAACAGGACUACCUCGACCUGAUGGACUUCCUGGGAGUGCCCAUGAAGGGCGACGGCGGCGACGAGUGGCUAGCCAACGUCAUGCGGAAGAACCAUGCGCUGGGUGAGCUUCCCUCACCGAGCCCGCCGUGGGCAACGGAAGCGCCCACAUGUCCAGAGACGACGUGGACGGCCCGUCCUCAGCAACCCCAUAGGCAACCCCAUAUACAACGUCGACCUAAGUACGGAAAGUCCCGGGGGCUGGAAGCUGAGAUUGGGGACCACACCGCCAUUCGCACUUUCGCCACAUGGCGUCUGAAGGCCACCAUCGUCGGGGCGAUGAACAUGAAGGAAAGACGCGCCAGAGCAGCCGGGAGCGAGCUGCGAGAUGGGAAGAAGGGAUCCUACACGGGCGCCAAGGCCAACAGCAGGGGUUUACCUUUCCUGAACCGUUGGGGGGGGGAGCUGAACGAGAGCGUCAAUUCAGAUGAUGACCGUGUCGGACUUGAACCAUGUAAAAUAUGAUUUGGAAUGUGUGCUGCGCGGCUUGUUUCGUUCCGUUUUUUCGUUUCAGUUUGCUGUUGGUGGUGUGUCCUAACUGUCAAAACUGUCUCCGCACAUGCAGCAGCGGCUGACUAUUUGCAACCACUAUCGAUCCAUCACCUGUUUCACAACCGUCGUUGGACGAACAGGAGGUAUCACACAUCGAUAUCGCGACCGCCAUGUCCUCUUGUAUUGUUGCAUAGCUAUUGUUAUUGUUGUUGUCGUUAUAGCGGCUUUGUUAUCAUUUCGCUUUUUAGGCAGCCUAGGUUGCGUGCGUCGCGGACGCGAGGGUGGGGAGAGUCGCUGGAAAAUUCUUUGAAGACUUGCGUUUAAACGACGUAUGUAUG